Messenger RNA from Pseudonaja textilis, 618 nucleotides. RefSeq names its product apolipoprotein C1 (gene APOC1). The record is from RefSeq and is a predicted model, not a curated record. Gene Ontology annotation, biological process: negative regulation of cholesterol transport; very-low-density lipoprotein particle clearance; triglyceride metabolic process. Gene Ontology annotation, molecular function: fatty acid binding; phospholipase inhibitor activity. Lineage: Eukaryota; Metazoa; Chordata; Lepidosauria; Squamata; Elapidae. Gene Ontology annotation, cellular component: very-low-density lipoprotein particle; extracellular region; high-density lipoprotein particle.
GAUUAAAAAAGAUUGGGUCAGGUUUUAAUCCUUUGCCGAGGGGGACGAUGACGGAGGCUGGAGGCAGGUUUAUAGGGAGCCGCAACUGGAUGGAGCUGCAAAUUCCACUCAGGAAUAUUGUCUCCACUGACAGCUACAACAGGAGGUGCAACCAUGAAGCUAGUGUUGGCUGUUGCGGUCCUCCUGAUAACUUUGUCUGCAGUGGUGGCAGACUCCAAUGAAGACGGUGGGAAAGAGCCCACCUUGGCCGAGAAAUUUGAGAAGUUUCAAAAGGAGGUCCAGACUUUUGUUGAUAACCUUGGUGAGAAGACCAAAGUUGCGCUCCGUGAAUUCCACAACAGCGAAUUCAGCAACAAAACCAGGAACUGGCUUUCCGAGAGUUUCCAGAAGUUGAAGAAAAAAAUUGAAUCCAUAACCUCCCAAGAUGGAUCUGACUGAAUGUCCCUGGAUUCCAUCAGUGCUAGAGAAGAUGGUCAUGUAAUCCCAACCGUAGCAGUGGGAAAAAAAUAAAUAAAUCUCGAGAGAGGUUGACCAGAAACUCCAACCUUUCAUUUUCUACUUUUUCAACCCAUCAUUAGACAUAAAUACAGAGAAGAAGAAAAAAAAAUUAAGUACGAG